GCCCCUGGCCCGGACUGCCCGGGCCGGCCGCCCUGCAGCGCUCGCCUCUCGCACCCGACGCCAGCCGGGCUGCCCGACGGCAGCGGGCGGCUCCCCGCCGUCCGGCGGCUGUUCUGGGCUACUUCUUGCGGCUCGGCGCCGGGCGGGAUUUGUGCCUCUGUCGUGGAGCUCCGCUGCUCUCCGCAGCCUCAGCACUUUCUGACCCCGGCGCGGGGGUGUCCGCAGGUGGGUGCCGGCUCCCUUGCCACGCCGGGCCCCUCACCAGCAGAUGGUGCUGCGGACGCCCCAUCCCCGGCGCUGCGUGGCCCCGACGGACCGCACCGGGCCCGGCUCAGCCCAGUCGCCGGGAAAGACAGUGGCACCAUGACCCUGUGUGCCACCCGGCCCGGCCGAAGCGUUCGAGGUAGGGCGCGUUACGUUUCCCGGAGCUCGUCGGCAGCUGUUGUGCGGAAGCCCGGAGUUUGCCCGGGAGUCGGCUGCUGGCGGGAGAGGAUGCCCGGUUCGGAUGGACACACCCUGAGGUGGGCCAUCGCUCCCGGGAUGCUCGGCAUCUCACAACGAUCCUGAGCCGGGUGCCAUCAGCCUGCGCCCAGAGUCGAGAACCGCGGCCACUUGCACCUCUCCAGCGGCCCGUUCCGCAGGCAGCGGUCGCGGACUGGCCUCGGCGCAGAGGACAUCGUCGAUCCCAUCGAACCAUACUGUCCUUUGCACACCCAGUGCGGACGUUUCCACACGGGACGCUUCUGCCCUUGCCCCUCUCCUUUCACCGCUAAGAGUCGGACACCACUGGGCCCCGAGGCCGGCGGGAGAGGGCGGCCGGCGGCCCGAUUCUCUGUGUCUCGGUUCUCCGCGGUACCCGAAAAGCCUUCGGGCGCCGGCUGAGCCGAACGUGUCGUGCCGGGCUUCCGGCGGCCUCCAGCCCCGCUGCGACCGUCGAGUCCCGCGGAGCCGCCAGCGCUCAGCCCCGGGGGCCUCGUCUAAGCACUCCCAGUCCCGACUAGGCUCAGGGCAAGCUCUCACCGUAGGUAGGACUUUUUCUGAAGUGAUUAACCUCCCUUUCCUCCCAACCCGGGCCGACCCCACUGCCUUACCGCCUCAGCCGUCCCUGCAGCCUGUGACAAACUGUGGCCAUGCACGGCGGCCGCCGCGUCCCGGUCCCGAGCUCCCCAGUGUUUCGGUAUCCUGGCUUCGGCCCGGUUUUGCGGGGUCUGGGAGCUCCCGCGGAGGAAAGCGGCCGCCGGUGGGCAGUGGAGCCGCUGUAAAGCGAAAGCUCGGUGCUGGUGGGGCUGCGGCAGGCCGGUGGACCCCGAGCCGAGGGGGUUAAACCAGGAGCCUCCCCUUACCUUCAAAAAGUUAAAAAUGUCUGGAGCCUGCAUCUCUUAAAGGGGCGGUGCUGGCUGCAAGGAGUCUUGGCACCGGCUGCGAGAAAGGCUGGUCAGGGGCGUGAGUUUCCCUCCACCAGCACCAAAACAUUACAAAAAAAGGCAGAGCGCCCCACACUUUAGAUAAGGACAAUUAGCCACCAGCGAGCCCCUGCAGACAGCAAGUUAAUUAGGGGUUUCCUGCUCUCCGGCAUGCCCUGUCCCAGCUCCUGCCCCCCUGGGCUCUUAGCCCUGAUGGCACCUGGGCUGGCUCUCAUGGCCACCUUCUCGCUGCCCUCCCAUGCUGGGGACAGGAGAGCGCUGCCGGUGGAGAAACCUCCAGGUGUGAAGGGAAGAACUCUCAUUCUCCUUGAUGUCAACACCAAGAGCCCUGUCAGGAUAAUCAGUGAGAAUUUCCUCUCCCUGCAGCUGGACCCUUCCAUCAUUCAUGAUGGCUGGCUCGAUUUCUUAAGCUCCCGGCGGCUGGUGACCCUGGCGCGGGGCCUGGCCCCCGCCUUCCUGCGCUUCGCGGGCAAGAGGACGGACUUUCUGCAGUUCCACAACGUGAAGAACCCGGCUAAGAGCCGCGGCGGGCCCGGUCCCGACUACUACCUCAAGAACUACGAGGACGACAUUGUUCGCAGCGACAUUGCCCUGGAUAAGCAGAAAGGCUGUAAGAUCGCCCAGCAUCCUGACAUAAUGUUGGAGCUACAGAGGGAAAAGGCAGCUCAGAUGCACUUGGUUUUGUUAAAGGAGCAGUUUUCAAACACAUACAGCAACCUCACAUUAACAGCCAGGUCUCUAGACAAACUCUAUAACUUUGCUGACUGCUCUGGCCUUCACCUGAUCUUUGCACUGAAUGCUUUGCGCCGAAAUCCUAACAACUCCUGGAACAGCUCCAAUGCCCUCAGCCUGCUGAAGUACAGCGCCAGCAAGAAGUACAACAUCUCCUGGGAGCUGGGCAAUGAGCCCAAUAACUAUCGGACCCUGAUCGGCCGCUCGGUGAAUGGCAGCCAGCUGGGGAAGGACUACAUCCAGCUGAGAAGCCUGCUGCAGCUUAUCCGCACUUAUUCCAGAGCAAAUCUCUAUGGGCCGAACAUUGGGAGGCCCAGAAAGAAUGUCAUCGCUCUCCUGGAAGGGUUCAUGAAGGUGGCUGGCAGUACAGUGGAUGCUGUUACCUGGCAACAUUACUACAUUGAUGGCCGAGUGGCCAAAGCAACGGACUUCCUGAAAACGCGCCUGUUAGACACACUCUCUGACCAGAUCAGGAAAAUCCAGAAAGUAGUGAACACGUACACACCGGGAAAGAAGAUCUGGCUGGAAGGCGUUGGUGCGACCUCAGCCGGAGGCAUGAACAACCUCUCCAAUUCCUAUGCGGCUGGGUUCCUGUGGUUGAACACGCUGGGCUUGCUGGCUAGCCAGGGCAUUGAUGUGGUGGUGCGGCACUCCUUCCUCGACCACAGCCACAACCACCUCGUGGACCAGAACUUCAACCCCUUGCCGGACUACUGGCUGUCCCUGCUCUACAAGCGCCUCAUUGGUCCCAAGGUCCUGGCAAUCCACGUGGCCGGUCUCCAGAGGAAACCCCGGCCUGGCAGGGUUAUUCGUGACAAGCUCCGCAUUUAUGCCCACUGUACCAGCUACCACAACCACAACUAUGUCCGAGGGUCCAUCACCCUUUACAUCAUCAACCUGCAUCGCUCUCGGAAGAAAAUCAAGCUGGCGGGGACACUGCGGGAUAAGAUUGUCCACCAAUACCUGCUGCAGCCCUAUGGCAAGGAUGGGCUCCACUCCAAGUCAGUCCAGCUCAACGGGCAGCCACUGGCCAUGGUGGAUGAUGGGACCCUCCCUGAACUAAAGCCUCGGCCACUGCGGGCUGGCCGCACCCUUGUCAUCCCCCCACUGACCAUGAGCUUCUACGUGGUGAAGAAUGUGAAUGCUCUGGCCUGCCGGUACCGAUAGCCCACGGCCCAGAAUGGACCCACCGGCCCCGCUCCUGCCCCCACACACUCCCCAGGACACGCUGCCUCCUUUGCAGCCCACAUAGCUUCGCAGCAGGGCCAUGUCAGGCAGGCACUGUGCCAUGCUCUUGUCCUCGUGUCCUGGAUGCUCUCCGGCUUGACGCCCUCUCCCACCCUGUUACCACAGAGCUCCACUUAGGCCUGACCACCAUCCAACCAGAGUGGUGCAAUGGAAAAUUUGCAGGGCCUGCCACGAUCUGUUACACAGACUGUGAGAAGCACCCGGAGACCACCGCCCACAGGCUGCUGGGGAGGGCUGGGGUGCUGAGCCCUGAUGUAGCCCGGGAUGGACGCCUUCCCAACCCUGCUAGUCCAGCUACUCUGCAGGGUGACGCCCCUAGCAGCCGGGUCCCCCCUUCCUCUGCACCUUCCCGGGCGGCGGGCAGCGCUGCGGUGCAGCAAGCGCAUGGAAGCAGCUCCCUCUGCUGCCGCCGGCCGCCGCCAGCGCGGCCGGGACCGGCGUGCGGAUACUGCGGGUAGGGCGGGCCGGGAGAAGGGGCGCCGGGGUCCGCCCCGGGCGGGCGGGCGGGGCUGGAGGGUCCGCGGCUGGAAAUGGUGAUAAUUAAAUUAUACGGCGGGAAGCGACGGCCGCUGGGCCGUGUGUCCUGCCCGGGAGAGGGGCGGUAUCACGGGCAGGAACAGCCGGGACGCGCCGAAGCGCCACCGGCGGUGUAAUAAAGUUGGGUUGUCAACUGCA
Columba livia (rock pigeon) is the source of this 4079-nucleotide messenger RNA. It is a transcript of the gene HPSE2, whose product is annotated as heparanase 2 (inactive). The record is from RefSeq and is a predicted model, not a curated record. Gene Ontology annotation, molecular function: hydrolase activity, acting on glycosyl bonds. The transcript has 12 exons. Gene Ontology annotation, biological process: extracellular matrix organization. Gene Ontology annotation, cellular component: extracellular matrix; membrane. Bases 1575 to 3323 code for a protein of 582 amino acids. Lineage: Eukaryota; Metazoa; Chordata; Aves; Columbiformes; Columbidae.